AUGUCCUUUGUUGUGUUCCCCUGCAGAAACAUGUUGAAGGAGAUAGCAGGAGUAGACAAAAGCCACAGAAGCUUGAAGGAGAGGCAGAUUCUGGUGGAUUUUGCAAUAAAACGGUGUGAAAAUGAGGAGGUCAGGACAUGGCUGAAAGAAAAUGUUCACUCCAAAGACUUCUCCAAGCUGGUUGACAUGUUUUGCUUCCUGCAUGAAGAGCUCAAUAAGCAGAGAGAGAAGAUUGAUAAAGAAGAUAUUGACAUUAUCUUUGUGGCUCAUGGAUCCAUUAAAGAUCCUCUGAUCCCCGCCAGCUGUCUGCUCCCUCUCUCCACCAUCCAGGAUGUGGUCCUGUAUUCUCCCUGGAACUGCAGUCUCACAGCUGAUGCUGCAUAUGGUAUUUCUACAGGAUACCUGAAGCCUGAGCACAGGAUCUUCUACUGUAAGGGGAAAAAAAACCCUAAAAUACCUCAUAAAGACCAUCAGCCCACCAAACUGCCCAACAACUGGAACUCGAUGAAGAAAGCUGGAAAGCAGAAGAUCCCAAACAUCAGUGUCAGUCCUCUAGUACCAGAAGAUGGGGCAUGGGACCGCAUUGUGCGGCUGCAAAGUCAAUAUGGUGGAUCAGGUAGAAACCGAGUCCUUAUCCCGUUUAUCCUCCCAGAAAAGAGGGAAUUUUCAGUCCCCUUCUUUGUGGUCACUCUGGCUCUGUCAUUGGUGCUUUAUUUCUCACGUUAUAGAGCCACUGUCCACCUUGCCGCAUGUUUGACUAGAUCUGUACCGACUUCCAAACUUCCUGAGUCUGACCUAAACCAUCAGUACAGCCAUGCCAUCGAUGAGACAGUAAUGAAAUCCUCAGAGGAAAUGCUCCGCAAAACUGAGACCCCCCUGAGCAAGCUCCACAAAACUCUGUUAUACGUCUUUGUAUGGAUGUUAUGGUUAUAA
Xyrichtys novacula (pearly razorfish) is the source of this 933-nucleotide messenger RNA. NCBI's taxonomy places the organism in Eukaryota, Metazoa, Chordata, Actinopteri, Labriformes, Labridae. The record is from the annotation of a GenBank genome assembly.